CUGAAUUCAUUUCAAAUAACAAUUAUAAAUCAAAUUUUAGACAAUGAAUUAAAAGGGAGAUAUAUAGCUUACAAAGAUGGGAGAAAAAGAUAGAAAAUUCUGAAUUUAAUUUUAUAAACAUUUAAUUAAUUUUAGUAUUUUGAAUUCAGAAUAAAUUAAAAAAAAUAUUUUUAUUUUAUUUAAGAGGAUUUUAUGGGAUGCCUAAAAUCGUGUUAUUUAAUCCAAGUUGAAGCUUUCAUUGAGUCCACGAACAAAAAAGCUCAGAAGAAGAGAAAACAGAGAGAGAGAGAGAGAGAGUAAAGAAAACAAUCUAAGCCGCCGGAGAAGAAGAAAAAGAAAAGAUGUCGUGGCAAUCAUACGUCGAUGACCAUCUCAUGUGCGAUGUGGAAGGCAACCACCUCACAUCCGCCGCCAUCCUCGGCCAAGACGGCAGUGUCUGGGCCCAAAGCACCAACUUCCCUCAGCUGAAGCCUGCUGAGAUAGAGGGAAUCAAGAAAGACUUUGAGGAACCUGGACACCUUGCCCCUACAGGGCUAUUCCUUGGCGGAGAGAAGUACAUGGUUGUCCAAGGUGAAGGAGGAGCUGUCAUCCGAGGCAAAAAGGGACCUGGUGGAGUCACUAUCAAGAAGACCAAUCAAGCCUUUGUCUUUGGCAUCUACGAUGAGCCCAUGACUGGAGGCCAAUGCAACUUGGUGGUCGAGAGGCUCGGCGAUUACCUUAUCGAGUCUGAUCUCUAAGUUCACUCACAACAAGUGCUUCAAACCAAUUUGAAUUCAAGGUUCUUCUGCCCUGUAUUAUGAUUUUGAUUGUUGUUGUGCAUCAAACAAACCUAAACUAUACUCUUGAAAUGAUCUAAGAAACAAUCACAUUUGUGUUUUGUUUCGAGUCUCUAUUGCAUCUUAUGAUGGCUUUAAUAUUGUUUCUCUUGUGUUUGUAUUUCUUAAUGUAUCUCUGGUUUUCAGUUUGAAUAAUGAAAUAACAUUCUGUUUGGUAUACAA
Molecule: messenger RNA, 998 nt
Organism: Brassica napus (rape)
Lineage: Eukaryota; Viridiplantae; Streptophyta; Magnoliopsida; Brassicales; Brassicaceae
Product: profilin-1
Exons: 3
Coding region: 342-737 (131 amino acids)
Cellular component (GO): cell cortex
Molecular function (GO): actin monomer binding
Source: RefSeq, a predicted model, not a curated record